Messenger RNA from Dissoconium aciculare CBS 342.82, 1047 nucleotides. RefSeq names its product Ribokinase-like protein. The coding region runs from base 1 to 1047 and encodes 348 amino acids. Gene Ontology annotation, molecular function: adenosine kinase activity. The record is from RefSeq and is a predicted model, not a curated record. Lineage: Eukaryota; Fungi; Ascomycota; Dothideomycetes; Mycosphaerellales; Dissoconiaceae. The transcript has 3 exons. Gene Ontology annotation, cellular component: cytosol; nucleus. Gene Ontology annotation, biological process: purine ribonucleoside salvage.
AUGUCAACCGAGCAACAAUACGAGCUUCUCUGCCUUGAGAACCCUCUCCUUGAUAUCCAAGGUCAAGGUGAUGAGGCUCUUCUGAACCAAUACGGCCUCAAGGCCAACGACGCCAUUUUGGCUGAGGAGAAGCACCUUUCUCUUUUCGAGGAACUCAUUCAGAACCGCUCCGCCAAGCUAUUGGCAGGUGGUGCCGCCCAGAACACUGCCCGAGGUGCUCAGUACAUCCUCUCACCCAACUCGGUCGUAUUCUUCGGUUGUGUCGGCAAGGACAAAUACGCCGACAUCCUGCAGGAGGCUAACAAGGAGGCCGGCCUCGCCGUCCGCUACCGAUAUGAUGAGGAAACUCCUACUGGACGAUGCGGUGUCAUCAUCACUGGCCACAACCGAAGCAUGUGCACCGACCUCGCUGCCGCCAACAAGUACAAAAUUGAGCACUUGAAGGAGAACUGGAGCGUCGUUGAGAACUCCAAGGCGUACUUCGUUGGUGGAUACCACUUGACCGUCAGCGUGCCCUCCAUUUUGGCACUCGCCGAGGAGGCUGCCAAGAAGAACAAGCCCUUCAUCCUCUCCCUCUCAGCGCCUUUCAUCCCACAGUUCUUCAAGGACCCUCUGGACCAGACUGCACCAUACUGGGACUACGUUAUCGGUAACGAGACCGAGGCCACCUCCUACGCCGACUCACACGACCUCAACACCCACGACAUCUCGGCCAUUGCCAAGGCGUUGGCCAACCUUCCCAAGGAGAACAAGCAGCGCAAGCGUGUCGCCAUCAUCACACAGGGCACUGACCCGACCAUCGUCGCCGUGCAGGGUGAGGAUGAGGUCAAGUCUUACCCCGUCCACAAGAUCGACAAGUCGGAGAUCGUCGACACCACUGGUGCUGGAGACGCCUUUGCGGGUGGUUUCUUCGCCGGUGUUGCACAGGGCAAGAGCCUCGAGACCUGCGUCGACAUGGGACAAUGGUUGGCCGCACUGAGCUUGCGCGAGCUUGGUCCUCAGUACCCUUUCCCCAAGCAAGCCUACGCUACCCUCCCCGUGAACUAA